This is a messenger RNA of Brugia pahangi, 1035 nucleotides long. The record is from the annotation of a GenBank genome assembly. Lineage: Eukaryota; Metazoa; Nematoda; Chromadorea; Rhabditida; Onchocercidae.
AUGUCAAUACCUCGAUUAGAAUUACUGGCAAUACUCAUCGGAGUGAGAAUGGUACAAUUCGUAUUAAAACAAAAAGAGCUUGAGGACGUGAUAACAAUUUUAUGGUCCGAUUCUCAAUGUGCGCUUCAUUGGGUUCACAAUAGUUCCCGUUUACUACCAACGUUCAUACAAAAUAGGGUAGAAGAAAUACGAAAGGCGAAAAUCCAUUUUAGAUAUAUCCCAAGUGAACAAAACCCAGCUGAUAUAGCUACAAAAGGAAUCUCUCCGAAUAAACUAAAAGGAUAUGAUCUUUGGUGGAAAGGACCAAAGUGGUUAACAGAAAACGAAUCAAAAUGGCCACAGUGGAAAUACAAUUACAAUGAGGAUUACCAGGAUGAAGAAAUUGUGGCCCACAUCACAGAACCAAUUAUCAUAAACAAACAUUUCGGAAUCUUAGAUGCUAGUCGUUUUAGCAAAUGGUCAAGAUUAAUAAGAACAACUGGUUGGGUUCUGAAAUUCAUAAGAUUAACAAUGAAAAGGGAAAUUCCUUGGCUAAAGAUGGCAACGAAAGAAAAGAAUAUAUUGACAACACAGGAUUACGAGUUGUCAGAAAUUGUGCUAUUCAAACAAGCACAGUCAGAAGGAGUUACCAAAGAUGAAAUAAUCAAAUGGAAUUUGUUCUAUGAUAACGAACUAUGGAGAUACAAAAGCCGCGUAGUUAACUCUGAAAUGAAAGAGAGUAACUUACACCCAAUAUAUCUCCCGAGACACAACACCAUAACUGAACUCUUUAUUCAGCAACGACAUGAACAACUGUAUCAUGCUGGAAUUGCUCAUACACUCUCAAAUCUGAGAUCGACGAUAUGGAUCCCAAAAGGUAGAACGGAAGUCAAACGAAUCUUGAAUAAGUGCAUGAAGUGCAGACGCUGGACAACUAAACCAUUCAAAUUACCAACUAUGGCUGAUCUUCCAGCAUCUCGGACCAUUGCAAGAUCAAGACCCUUUGCGCGAGUAGGACUAGACUAUUUAGGUCCUGAAUAUCAGGACGAUGCAUAG